UGCGAGGCCGGCAGAGCAGCUGCGAGCCGGGAGAGCCGGGCCACGCUCACAGCCCGCCGGACCCCCCCGCUGCCCCCGGACACGCGUGUGGCUCUGUGACCCCCCCCAACCCCCUCGCCAUGGUGGACGCCUUCGUGGGCACUUGGAAGCUGGUGGACACGGCCAAUUUCGAUGAGUACAUGAAGGCGUUGGGCGUGGGCUUUGCCACGCGGCAGGUGGCUGGUCUCACCAAACCCACCACCAUCAUCGAGGUGGAGGGCGACAAGGUCACUGUGAAGACCCAAAGCACCUUCAAGAACACUGAGAUCAGCUUCAAGCUGGACGAGGAGUUUGACGAGACCACAGCAGACGACAGACAUGUCAAGUCCACUGUCAAGCUGGAAGGAGGCAAACUCAUCCACGUGCAGAAGUGGGAUGGGAAGGAGACUUCGCUGGUCCGGGAGCUGAAGGAUGGAAAGUUAAUUCUGACUCUCACCAUGGGCAACGUCGUCUCCACCCGCACCUACGAGAAGGCAACAUAGACGCUGUCCCCAGGUCCUCAGCCUGUCCCCUGGAGCCACACUCAGCCCCUCACUGCCUCUGUCCUCGCCCCCUGCUGGGCAGGACUCACCGUGGCCUCUGAGCCCCCUGCACCCACCAGGGCUGUCUCCUGUCCCCAGUGCCUGGUGGGGCUGCUUGGGGCUUGGGUGGUGCUUUGUGGUUUGGUUUCGUUGUUAGAUUUUUUUUUUUAUUAAUAAUGGGAAAACCCACGUGGAAAAAAAAUGAAUAAAGGCCAUGUUGUUACA
Apus apus (common swift) is the source of this 785-nucleotide messenger RNA. It is a transcript of the gene FABP3, whose product is annotated as fatty acid binding protein 3. Gene Ontology annotation, molecular function: fatty acid binding. The transcript has 4 exons. The record is from RefSeq and is a predicted model, not a curated record. Gene Ontology annotation, cellular component: cytosol; nucleus. The coding region runs from base 120 to 521 and encodes 133 amino acids. Gene Ontology annotation, biological process: fatty acid transport. Lineage: Eukaryota; Metazoa; Chordata; Aves; Apodiformes; Apodidae.